Molecule: messenger RNA, 1805 nt
Organism: Pteropus alecto (black flying fox)
Lineage: Eukaryota; Metazoa; Chordata; Mammalia; Chiroptera; Pteropodidae
Gene: FAM124A
Product: family with sequence similarity 124 member A
Exons: 4
Coding region: 113-1750 (545 amino acids)
Source: RefSeq, a predicted model, not a curated record
GGAGACGCCUGCAGGGAGCACCGCCAUCAGACUGCGCUGGGCUGCGCUGCUCGGAGAGAGCGCGCCCGGGUCACGCCCGCGUCCGUGAGCGGAGCGCGGCGGGGGGCGCGCCAUGGACCCCAAGACGGGAGGCGGCGAGGAGGAUGACUGCGUGGACUCGGGCGCGGAAACUGGAGGGUCUGACUACAGCCACAUGUCUUCCACCAGCAGUGAGCUUUCCUUGGAGGAGGCGCAGGACCCUUUCCUGGUCAGCAUCCACAUAAUCGCAGACCCAGGGGAAUCCCAGCCCCUGCAGGAGGCCAUCGACAAGGUCUUGGCUUGGAUCCACCCAGACCUCCACUUGUUCCUGGUCUCUGAAAGGAGGGCUUCCCGGCGGCGCAGAAAGCCCCCAAAGGUGGCGCAGCCGGCCCUGGCGGUGGUCCUCUUCCUGCAGGAGGAGUAUGGUGAGGAGCAGAUCCUGCAGCUGCACCGCACGCUGCAGCGGCCACCCUGGCGCCACCACCACACAGAGCGCGUGCCCAGCAGGUUCCUGCCCUACCUGCCUUGCAGCCAGGACUUCUUCACGCUGGCCCCCGGGACGCCGCUGUGGGCCAUCCGGCCUGUGCACUACGGCAGGGAAAUCGUGCGCUUCACCAUCUACUGCCGCCACGACAACUACGCCGACAUCCUCAAGUUCUACGAGCUCAUCCUCAGGCGGAGCCCCAGCCAGAGGAAAACGGACUUCUGCAUCUUCCCCAUUUUCUCCAACCUGGAUGUGGACAUCCAGUUCUCCCUGAAAAGACUGCCCUGUGACCAGAACCCGGUCCCCACUGACUCCUCGGUGCUGGAGUUCCGAGUCAAGGACAUCGGCGAGCUAGUGCCGCUCCUGCCCAACCCCUGCAGCCCCAUCAGUGAGGGACGCUGGCAGACAGAGGACCACGACGGGAACAAGAUCCUUCUGCAGGCACAAAGGAUGCACAGGAAGUUUCCUAAACCCAGCAGAGUUCACCACUCCUCAGAGCAGGAACCUCACUCGACGCCUUCCCCAAGUGCCACCACACCAAGCCGUUCACCUGGCAGCAGCCAGCAGCCCCUGCUGGACAGUCCACACGUGGGGCCCAGCCCUGUAGGCCUGCCUGCUGGGCACCAACAGGAAUUUGCCAGACAAGUCAGCAGCGCCCCCUGCCUUCGUGGGUCUUUCCAGAGAAGCAAGUCCUUGUUCUGUUUGCCCACAGAAGACCCCUCCCCGGCCUCCUCAGCUGUACCGCAGUGGUUUUCAAACACAAGUGCCCCAGGGCACUGUGCAUCAGAGUGGAGGCACACUCACCUCUUCUCCGUUGAUGACUUAGACGGGGCCCAGGAGACGGAUGUGGACACGGGCCUGCGGCUCUCCUCCUCGGACCUGUCUGUUGUCUCUGCGUACUCUGCACCCAGCAGGUUCUGCAGCGCGUUGGAAACGCCCCUCCCUCCUGGAAGUUGCAGCAACCACUGGUCCAAGCACAAGAGUCCCAGAGGAGUGCCGCUGCCUGCUCCCAGCGUGGGGACCUCGGAGACCUCCCACGCGUCCCUCCCUUUCUUCACAGAAGGGCCUUCCAGCUACUCGGCCACAGCAGUUGCUGUUCCCCCUGCAUCUGGUGCCACCUCACUCACAGAGUCACCCCCCGAGCUCCCUGGUGAUGCUCCCAAUGGCGAGUGGACCGGCAGAGACGUCCUGGCGCCCCCAGCACUGGCUGGGCCUGGAGACGACGACACAGAGGAAUUCUACAUCUGAUCACCCUCUGCUCUGGUUUUUCAGACACACGAGCUCAGGACCCACUGCCCCUCUG